UAUAGCAAUGUUGAUAUGAAAAAAUCGGAGUUACCAGAUACACUGGAGGUCCUCAAAGGCCUCUUCACCCUCAUAAUUGAGGUGAGGAGUGCUAAUCGACAUUCCGAGCGAGGCCGAGAGGAGGGUAUACAUUGUAAGGGCAUCCUAAAUCCUGAAAUAAAGCACACUUGUGAUGCUGAGAAAUCUGCACAGUGUCAGCGUCUAUCAGAACUAGAAGAGACCCUGACCCCGCUGCUGAUGGGGCACGACACCACCAUCUACCUGGACACUGUGGCCUCACAUCUCUCAUUUGAUGGGGAGUCUACUCAAGUGUCACCUGGGGCUGAGCUGCUCCUUCUGGAACGGUGGGAGAUCAAACUUGAACAUGCGGGGACGCAGCAAGGAGGGGGGAGGAAACUGCUGUUACAAGCAUUACAUUCACAUCUACAUUUCUCACAGCUAUCAGCCUGGCUUUCUUCUUCUCGGGGCCACUUUCCUGCUAAUGUGUCAUACAGCAUCAACUCUGAUGAAAAUUUGGAGUUUAAAGGAACGCCCGAUGAACACAGGUUUCCGAUAGUGACUGUUGGGGAAGAUAAAUGCUUGGUUGUGGAGGUCAAGUCACUGCCCAGAUCUACACUACAUCUACCAGACACUAAUCCAGACCAGUUAAGAAAAUCAAAGGCGAAUUUUGGCGAAAAGCUGAAUCUCUCACCAGAGAACGGAGUGAAACCAAGGAUGAAAUCUCCUACCGUCAAAUCACCAUCCACCUGCUCGCAACAGGUCAAGAAAAGACUGUUCACAGAUAUGGGGACGGAUCGUGUUCCAGUCAGAAAUGGUAGUGGUGAUGCGUGCAUCUUAUCACCCGGAACCAGUUUCAGAAAAUAUGACCCUUUGCACGACUCUGGCAUAUACUCACCAAACAGCAGUUACCAAUCUUCUGUAUCGAGCAGCAGAGGUUACCGAGCAUCUUCCAGCUCUCCUAAGUUUUUCAUAGGAGACGAGUCCUCUCUAGAUUCUGAUAUAUUUCCCUCAGCCAGUUCCUCCACUUUCACUCCCAUAUCACUAUCCCCCACCCCUUACAACUCUCCUCAGCACAGCCUCACGGAAACCACGGCCCCUUUCCGCAGUACCCCCUACCCCUGGCCCCUGUCUGACAUGUUCACAGUGUCCUCUCCACCCAAAUUCAGCUACAAGCCACCAGUGAGACCACGUGUUCUCUCCUCAUCUCCCACUCCCUCUUCCAGUCGCUCCAAGACACCAGAACCACUCGAGUCUCUCAACUUCAGUCCCAUAAAGUUUGACAGUCCCAUGAAAUUCACCCUGUACAAGAGUUCUCAGAGAAGGUCCUCCUCGCUCUGUAUAGAGGAGAAGGGGGAGGAGGAGGACGAGUUCGAAGACAAAUGUCUCCCUCACAAUCAUAGUUACUCCUCAAAAGAAGACGUGCGAGCCAGUUGGCAUGGAAACCCUUUCUUGGACAAACCCUCCUUCAAACGCAGCACAAGUCUCCCUCUGCUGUCAAGCCCAGUCCUUUACAGAAAAUCUUGUUGUCGAGGUGACAGAAAAAUCAAUGGACGAAUAGUGCUAAACGCAAAUAGAAAUUGUUUGCUUGGCUCAUUUGAAGAGAAUAUCCUCAAAGACAGAUUCACCCCAUGUGGUAGUAUUCCAGGGUUUAAAUUCAAGAUGAGCGUCUCAGGACUGUUUUCCUCCCCCGCCAUCACUUUACCUUUUGUCGGCAACUUCUACAACUUUUCAGACCAGUACUGCCCUUCACCCUAUGCAGGAUGUGUAAAACUGGACACUUGUGGCACAAACGGUUAUCAGCUAUCAAAACAAGGUCGGAUACAGGCCACCAUAUUCGAUCCUGAAAACUCAGUGAUCCGGAUCUUCCUGGUUCCGUAUGACGUGAGGGACAUGCCGCCCCGGUCCCAGACUUUUAUCCGACAGAGGAUACACGCAAUGACGGCUAAAGGAAACAAGACUCUUCAGUAUCAUCUUCACUUCAGACUCAUGUCAGGAAGGUCCUCACGAGUUUACCUGCACACCGAGAUCAGACUGCUGUUUGUCAGAGGAACUAGCACUAUCGACAGCUCAGACAGUGACUCGGGAGGGACUGGCACGACCAUGGUCACAGAAAACUGCAUACCAAGCAACCCCCGCUACUCUACUAUCAGCAAAACCAAAAGAUCCUCCUAGCAGAUCGGGUUUUUGUUGCUAACUUUAAAUGUAAAAAUGUGAGAUACAAGUUUUGAACUCUUCUGAUUAACUUGAAUCAGCUCGUAAGAUUGUGAUUUGUUCACGGCUGCUGCUGUGUGAACAUAUUGUAGAUUUUAAUGAACCGGUCAACAUCCCUGAGUAAAGCCUUGACUUAAUAUACCUGAAAUCCGGAACCUUGCAAUGCAUGUAAACUAUAAACAUUUUAGUUUUUACCUAAGUUAUAAGUAAGUUAUAAGUUAUUCUGAAGUUUUUUAACCCACUUCACCGGUUACAACUCCUCAGGAGUGCCAAUAGAUUUUAAAUUUAUAAUUGGGCAUUUUCGGAAUUUCAACCCUCCACCCUCAUAAAAUCGCAGUUCAGCUUUUAUUGUGCCCAAUCCGUAUCGCAAUUACUAGUGCUCAAGGAAGUAUCUUAUUAACAAUUAUAACAUAAAGCUUAGUUUGUUAAGGUUUUAGAUUUAGCGUAUUAAAUGUCAUGUUAAUUAAGAGAUUCUAACCAGUUUUAAUAAUUUGAAGCAUGGUUUUAAAGUUUGAACGGAUCGAAAAUUAUGGACUCCAACACUGAAAUACACGCAAUUUAGAUUUAAAAUUUAAGUAUUUGGUUUGUGGGAAAAUUGUUGAAUUUUGUUACGUUGUGUGUUAUUUUGUAAAUAUUUAUAGAUCGAUAAGUCAAACUUGAAGUGAUCAUGGUUAUGGAUGUAACCAUGGUAAUGGUGUUCAGGUCAAUAAAUCAUAACAGAUGUUGUCAAUCCCUGCUAAAGUUGAAAGAGAGGAGAUUGUAUUGUUUAGUGCAUUUUUCUAGUGCAUUGUUCUGGUGCAUUGUUCUAGUGCACAGUGUCUUUUCUUAACAUAGUUGUCACUGGGUGUUGCAAGAGAUAUUUGGUAAAAGGUAUUUUGAAAGAUUACCGUUAUGGCUAGUGCCAUUUGAAAACCAGCGGCGCCACUAAUUCCUAAUAGUAAUAUCCCACUAUUUCUGUGGUGAUUACGUCCGUCCCGUCGCCGUUAAGGAAAUGUCCAAUUGGUAAAAUUAAAUCC
Bolinopsis microptera is the source of this 3227-nucleotide messenger RNA. Its product is annotated as atos homolog protein A-like. The record is from RefSeq and is a predicted model, not a curated record. The coding region runs from base 16 to 2172 and encodes 718 amino acids. Lineage: Eukaryota; Metazoa; Ctenophora; Tentaculata; Lobata; Bolinopsidae. The transcript is spliced from 7 exons.